AAAGAGGCAAUUUCCAAGUCUAAACUCCCUGAGACUUUUGCUGAUGUGCCUGUUGACAGCUGUUUUCACCGAGUAAUAACAGCUCUUUGGUAUGAGCUGAAGUGUUCCUGCCUUGCUAGGAAAGUAGUUAAAUGUUACAGGGAAACUCAGGGGAAGGAUGCUGAGCUUCAAUAUAGAUUUACUGGAAAGGAGUCUCGAAUGUUCUGUCAGAACUUCAUGAGGGUAAUUAAACAACUGAGAUGUGAAGAUGACUCUGGGAAAUGUUGGCCCAAACAAAGGCUUGCAGUUCUUGUUUAUGCAUAUAUUGGAGUAAGGCUGCAUGAAUCUGUUUCUUUGUUUAGUCGGAUUGAUAUUACAGCUGAGCAGCUCUUGGAGCCUAGAGUAAAAUGUCAACAGUACUUCAGGGCAAAUGCUUUGCUUCUCCCCUCUAUGGUCACACCAACUGUUUGGACACUCGGGCAUGUCGUCCCUCAGCAUGCGGAACACCUGUUCCAGAAAUAUCACCAGGGACUAGGUACAGUGACAAUGGAGGGGAGAGAAGCAAAGCAUAUUGUCCUCAAGAAACUGCCAGAGAAAAGUUCGUCUAAAAACCAAUGGUUUGAUAUCUUUCAGCAUGAGUUUGUAAUGCUCAUUUGGUUACCAGAAAAUGGGUUUACCACAUGUCAAUACAAAGCUAGUAAAGCUGUUUACAUUCCAAAGAGGGAUAACAGCUAUUGUUCUUGUGGGUUACAAAAGGUCCAAAUUGAAGAUGACAAGUGUUGCAUUUGUGGUGACAGGCUGACAAAUCUUAUUGAACAAAGCAUCCAAAUGGGGAAAUGUCACCCACAGCUAAGACUGUGA
Pocillopora verrucosa is the source of this 840-nucleotide messenger RNA. The record is from RefSeq and is a predicted model, not a curated record. NCBI's taxonomy places the organism in Eukaryota, Metazoa, Cnidaria, Anthozoa, Scleractinia, Pocilloporidae.